Molecule: messenger RNA, 7389 nt
Organism: Octopus bimaculoides (California two-spot octopus)
Lineage: Eukaryota; Metazoa; Mollusca; Cephalopoda; Octopoda; Octopodidae
Product: zinc finger and SCAN domain-containing protein 2
Source: RefSeq, a predicted model, not a curated record
GCAACGUUGCGGUCGCGGAAUAAUAUUUCAAACGGAACUCCGGAUACACUUACACCGAUUCUAUAUGAUUUAUUUAUUUUUAUAUCUACUGAUUUGUUGUUUGUUUUGUGUGUUUGACAAGUGGGUUUUAAAGUAAUGUCUUAUAGACAACCUAACGUGUUGUUGGUGAGGGGGUCAGUGUCGAAGGCUAGGAAGGGAUUGCCUAAAUAUUGCAAUUAUUAUAACAAGGAUCUCCAAACAAACAAAUAAGUCAGAAGCAACUGAUUAAUUAUAGGUACAGCUAUUGGCUUGUCUUUAAGUUCUUCAUGGAAAGGUUUCCAAGACAGUUCAUUGGAGAAUCUCUUCUACUGAAAGUGCCCAGAUAAAUUCAACAUUGCCAUUCUUGACAACAACAUAACUGACACCACUACUGCUUCUACUGUCUCAUCUUUCACAAACCAUUAUACAUAAACUUCAGGAAAAUAAAAAGGAAAUUGCCACCAUAAAUAUUUUCAUAAACUGAACCAAUAAUCAUAAGUUUUUAGAAGGAAAACAAGGCAAAAAUACACACUGCUGUCUGUGUAAUUGACUACGAAAAACCAAUCUAAUGUUGGAAAUAGUUAUUGUCAGUGGAGAUCAGUAUUAAUGUGUGUCUGUAGAUAUAUAAAUAUAUAGAUGUAAAAAGACACAGGUACACACACACACACACACUCACAUAAAUAGCUAGCUAGAUAGAUAGAUAAAUAGCUAGAUAAGUAGAUAGAUAGAUAGAUAGAUAGAUAGAUAGAUAGAUAGAUAGAUAGAUAGAUAGGUAGGUAGAUAGAUAGGUAGGUAGAUAGAUAGGUAGGUAGAUAGAUAGAUAGAUAGAUAGAUAGAUAGAUAGAUAGAUAGAUAGAUAUUGUUGGAAGUUAAGUUGGUAAAUAACUAGAGACAGUUACAUAGACAAAUAAUGUAUCAAUAUAAUAUAUAGAUAUCAUUGACACUAAUAUAUCUAGAAAUUAGUAGUUAGAAAGAUAGAUGAAUAAACAGGUUAACAGAUAGAUUUAGGUUGAAAGAUUUAAGCUGAUAAAAUAUAUAUUUAUCAACAUCAACAGAUGUCUUGGGAUGAAGGCUGAUAGAUAUAAAACUGUGACUGUAAAUAUAUAGUCUGCUGUUUAACUGAUAUUACUAUAAUGCAUACUCACAGCUUAUUAUGAGAGAAGGGAGAAAAGAGAACAAUAUAUAAAAAAAAAUUGAUAUUUUAUUAAAAGUGUUAAGUCAAAUUCAUGAGUGCAUGACUGCAUGCAUGGUGCAAGGUUUUUAUCAUUUUACAAGGACAUUUUGGCUGCAAUGUACCUGUUAAUUGCAGGAUAAGGUCAACAGCAGCAGACAUCAUACUUUAAACUCAAUGAACUGCAGUUCUGGAAUAUCUCAUAUGUAACUAAUCUAAACUCCAUUUAAGCAAGUAAUAGCGUUAGAUGUAGCAGCAGCAGUAGUAGUAGUAUAGCCAAAACUAGAUAUUUUAUAGAACACAACUGGAAGGUAUUUGUGAGUUGAAUCCAUAAUUAGUUAGUGAUUGUUUCAUUUCACUUCUAUUUGGUUGCUAAUGCCUUUCAUAGAAUUAACAUUGCACUGUUUCAUUCCCUGAUCUCUGUAAAUCUGAGGUAUGUGAAUAAUUAAGAAGUUAUUGUUUUUGUUAUUAUUUAUAGUAGUGUUGUGGUUGAUGGCAUAGCACAGCAAUGAAUACUUGUUUUCUGACUUUGCCUACUUUACUAAAGCCCUUAAAAAAGUUAUGAACAACACAAUAUCACCUUCCAUAUUCUCUUCUCUACAUGAUUAAGAGAUCGUGUUUAAUUAAGAAAAUUCUUUCAUCAUUAGAUCGCCAUCAUCAUCAUCAUUAUUAUUAUUAUUCUUAUUCUUUAAGAAUUUGUGUAAAUGUGUGAAUUUGCAGAAGCUGUCAACCCAUGGCUAUAGUGUGGAGAAGAUAAAUGUAAAAACAGGAAUAUAUAAAUGGAAAUAAAACAUUACAGUUGUUAACCGUAGGGUCAAUAAAAUUGCAAAAUAAACACCCUACUGUCAUUGUUGUUACCAUCAUCAUCAUCAUCAACAAUAACAUCAUCAUCAUCAAUCAGAACUGGCUUAGCUAUUUUUUUACAGUCAUUUGAUGUAAACCUGUUGCACUCAAACUCACUAACUCCCCGUCUUUUUACCUCACAAGUAAUCUCACUCAUACUCAGAUGCAAAAGUCACACGGGUAACUGUGUGACUUUCACAUGCUCAUUCAUAUAGACUGUUCCAUAGAACAUUUUCAAUGUAAAGACAUACUCAUGCUGCACAAUCUCCUGCUCAUACACAUUUGAAGAAAACACAGACAGACUCUCUCUUACACUACAGACUCAAUGAUAUAAACGCCAGUCUCUGAAAAGAAGAUUUCGUUACAUUUAACCCUGAUUACCCACAUUCUUCAGUCUAUGAGGACAUGAAAAGCUACAAGUACUUCCCUACUUGUUUUAGACUAACUAACAGUUAAAGAAAAAAAAAAAGAUAGUAAAAAGAAACAGCUACCCAUAGUUUCAGUUUGGAAAAAAUUAUUUCACAAAUUAUUUCUGUAAAUAUCGAUACUUCAUAGACAUAUAUAUGUAAUCAACAUGGAUAUAUCCACUUGAUUGUGUUGGGAAUUACAAGUCAGUUGAUAUUUAGUAAUUGAUGAAAGGUGGUGGCUCUUCUCAUGUUUGCAUUGCAUAGACGUUGGAGGCCAGUCUCAUCAUUUAUAUCAUCUAUUAAAAAUAAUCUGUCAUAACUUCUACAAUCCUUAAUUAUUUUUAAAUAUUAAUUUGAUAUUUAUUGUGUUAAGUUAAAGGAGUGGGGGCAGGCAGGUCACAUCGAACUCAUCUUUUUCAAUUUGCUAUCUCAUUCAUAUCAUAGACAUCAGAAAACAUAAAUACACACACACACACACCCAUGCAGAGAAAUUGAGAGAGAGAGAGAGAGAGAGAGAAUGGGAAGUUAACAGAAAAAUAAGUAAUGAAACCAAUAUUUAUGAGCCCAAAUGAUUUAUUCAUGAAGAAGGGCAUGAUUUUUCUAGUUUCUGUUGUAUUAAAAAGCUCUUUUUGAUCUAUUCCUGGAUAGAAGGCUAGUCUGUUGCUGGCUAAUUUCACUGCUAUCACCAUCAGCAGACUCUUUAAGUGGUGCCUGUUUUAUCCAUUCUACUGAAAAAGUUUGACAAAAUACAAACCAAAAAAAAAAUAAUAAAAGGGCAUGAUGAAGUAAAUAGUUUAGGUGGAUAUAGCUUAAUUAUGUUAGAUGUAAAUGAGGUGUUUUUGAUAUUGACCUAAUAUCACUUCCUGCAUUCAUAGACCAGCUGCACUAAGCACCCACUUUAAAAAGUAUAUGUGCAAAAUAUAUAACAAGGGGAGAUCUGCAGAAGAUAGUGAAUUGGUUCCAGUAUUUAAGUUAUUCUCUUCAGCCUGGUGAGUUUUUUUUUUCAUUCCAACAAUGGACUGCAAGAGACUUCUGCUGCAUCAAGACAACAAUAAAUCAAUGUUAUAGAAUUUGGAUGUUAACUCUUUACAAGAUUGCUCUUCACAAUUUGCUUUGGUUUUUGAUUUUUUAUAUGCCUAUUUUUGGAGCAUAUACAUACAUCAGUACACUUUUUACACUGACAACUAUUUGUAAUAUACCUUAAAUGAAUUUAAAUACAGAUAUUUAUAUACAGCUAUAAGUAUAUGUUUAUAUGUAUAUAUAUACACAUUCCUAUAUAUAUAUAUAUAUAUAUAUAUAUAUCCAUUUUCAAAAUUCCAUUCUAACCCUCCAAAACAAAUUUUUCAUUAUCUCCCUUCUCUUUCUUGACCAAUCUACAUUCAGUGCAAACUGAUCAUAAUGGAAAAAUCUUUCACAUGUGAAAUUUGUCAAAAGACAUUCACCCGUCGAUCAAACUUGACCCGACAUGUCUCAAACUGUCACAGAGACAGAGAAGUAGUAGAAAAAUCAGAGAACAAUGUCAGCAUGGAAGAAACCAACGACGUCAGCUUGAGCAACAGCCCAAUGGGUGUAUUUUCCUGUAACAUAUGCCUACAAGGCUUUACCUUGAACUCUCAACUUCAAGCUCAUGCUCGGGAACAUGAGGCAGAAAGUGGUGUCAGUAGUGAGAACAUAAAUUCAGUUGCUAAUACUGAUACAAAAAGUGACGAAGUCAGUUCUAGUGUCGAGAGUCUUGGAAUGGUGAACCCUUCUAUUAGCCCAAUUAUUACUACUGAUAACAAUAAUUUGAAUAAUGGUCCUGAUGUUGCUUCUUCAGAAGUUGUUGUCACCACAGAUGUGUUAAAUCAUGAUGUCACUUCUCCAGUUAUGGUUGUCAAUGGUGUUGUACGUGGUGAUACUACUGUUACUCCCAGUCUAAUCAACGAAACUAUAAAUACCACCACCACCUCCACCACUGUCUCAGCUAUAUCUCCCUCACCAUCUCUUUUGGUUCGUCACUCAAGUCCUUACUCCUGCUCUAUUUGUCAACGAGGCUUCUCCCAGCGAUCACAUCUUGACGCACAUGUUCGCAUACACUCGGGAGAGCGGCCCUACCAGUGUAACCAGUGCGGGGCAGCCUUCUCUCGAAGAGGUAACUUGGUGCGUCAUCGGCUGUCUCAUGGAGGUGAACGAAAACACAAGUGUACUGUGUGUGGACGGAGAUUCUCGCAAAAGUCACAUCUUCAAGUCCAUUUACGGAUACACACUGGUGAACGACCUUACAAGUGUGACCGUUGUGGUUAUGCCUUUUCUCGCAAUGGUAAUCUCGUCCGGCAUCGACGAGCCAACAGCAGCGGCAAGCGUAAAUACAGUUGUGUGCCUCCCACAUUGCUGUCAACAUCAAGUGGACAACAGUCAACAUCAAGCACAUCUUCAUCGCAAGCUGCUCUCAUAUCUAUGUGCCAAAAUAAUUUGGCACAGACACAAAUACAAACUAAAAAUGUGGUGAGUGGUUCAAGUCAGAAGGGAGUGAAGACCCAUGUUGGUAACAGUGCUGAAGGCAAGAAUGCAGCAGCCUUACAUCAGCAACAAUUACUGCAAACCACUUCCAAUACAACUACCACCACUGCAGUGGUAGCAACAGCACCAACUGCUGCAAGCACCAAUGUGGUUCAAUUAGCAAAUGUCCCCUAUCAAAUAAUGACAGCUCUCCCAAGUCCCCUAAAUGCCAUUCAGCCAGUGACUAGUUACCACUCCCUGGCUAAUGUCCCCCAUCAGCUAGUCACUGUUCCACAACCAAUUAGUGUCCACCAACUGGCCAGUCUAGGUAAUAUUGCCAGCAUCCCUCUUCACAUUGAUGUACCAACAACAUAAAACUGUGUUUAAUGUAACAUUGUGAUGCUUGCAAGCAUUCGGCAUAAAUAUGCAAAAAAAAAAAGAAAGAAAGAAAACUCCUGGAAAAAAUUAGACCUUUCAGGAAUCUGGCCCUGGAGAACAGAGUAGUUUUUCUUUUUCUUAUUUUAAACACUGAAGAAACAAAGGUUAAACCAAACAGAAAAAGAGGGUGACAUGGUAACAAAAGAAAUAAAUUGACAGACUGACUGCAUAAAAUGUAUAAAGAAAAAGGGUUAGUGUGAGAGAAUAAGGGAUAGUAGGAUGAAAGAAAAUUAGAAAGUAUAUGAAAGGGUGUGGAAAAGCAUUAGGAUAAAAGAGAGCUAGAAGAUUGAAAAUGAAAGGGAAUAGAGAAAGAGGUUGUCUGAGAUAGAGGAUAGUAAGAAAAGAAGUUUGUGUGUUUUAGGGAAAACAAAUAAAUAAGUGAUUUUGUAUAUGUAGAAUAAUAUGCAUAUGUGUGUGGGUGUGUAUAUUUUUUUUUACUUGUUUCAGUAAUUUGAUUGUGGCUAUGUUGGAGCACCACCUUGAAGGGUUUUAGUCAAACAAAAAUGACUUCACGACUUAUUUUUAAAGCCUAGUACUUAUUUUAUCAGUCUCUUUUGCUGAACUGCUAAGUUACAGGGACAUAAACACACCAACACUGGUUGUCAAGUGGUGAAGGGGGGAUAAUCACACACACACACACACGUAUAUAUACAUACAAUAAGAGUCUUUUAGUUUCCAUUUGCCAAAUCCACUCACAAGGCUUUGGUUGACCCAAGGCUAUAGUAGAAGGUAUUUGCUCAAGGUGCCACGCUGUGGGAUUGAACUUGGAACCAUGUUGUUGGGAAUAUACAUAUAUUUUCAGUUUCUCGCUUCCGUAGAAGCUUUCAGGAAAUAAAGCAUGAAUGGAGAAACUUAGGUGGUGGGUUCAGAAAAGUUAAUCAGGAAGCAUCAAAUUACUUUCCCUUUUAUUUCUUGUGUGCACACAAGUGUGUGUGUGUAUGUGUGUAUAUAUGUAAAACUUUGCAUCCAUUAUUUGUUAGUGAGCAGAAUAGUUUUUUCAUGCAAUUAUUCAUAUAUAUAUAUAUAUAUAUAUAUUUCUCCAAAUGUUGUUUUUGUGGCUCAGUGCUCUUUUUACUGUUUACUACUUCACUGUGAAGCAACAGUUGGUGAAAUCUGUUGUUAGAGGCACAUUGAAGCAAACAGAGUUAUGUUCCUUGCUCAAGAAAACAAGAUGAUUCUCAUACUACAAAUUGAAAUCUUGUCUAACUGUUCUGUACUCUAACACUUAAAUCUCAGAGAAAUUGUGAUGCAUGAUCGUAUGAUCUUUACUCUCUACUCUGAAUUGUACAUGAAUAUUCCACAUUUGUUGAUAACACUGAAAUAUGUGUGUGUGGGUAUCUAUCUGUCUAUCUAGGGGUGCCAUUGCAUAAUACCUAAGAUCCCUCCUCUCAAAAUAUGGGACUAGACACUGUAGUAACUUGGGAUUCAAGGGAUCACAUCUCUUCAAUAUCCUCCCAAACGAGCUGAGAGACCUAUGUGGUGUGGAUGUAUAUGUCUUCAAAACUAAACUGGAUCUCCUACAAUCAAAAAUCCCAGAUGAGCCACCUUCACAGUAGGAAGUGUGAAUGAGAGCAGCAGCAUCAAAUUCCCUCAUUCAUCAAAUGCCAACUACUAAAGGAGGAUUAAUGAUGAUGCAGUAAUGCCAGUUGGCAGAGCCCCAGCAUGGCCCAGCCAUUGAGCUGAAACUAGUAAAGAGUAAAGGAUAUAUAUAUGCACACACUUUUUCUAACUUAGAGGAUGUAAAACUGCUGUGUCUCUUUAAUUUCUCUCAUGUCUGAAAUGUUAGAUUUUCCACUCGCCAUGGCAAGUUUACUGUAUUCUAUCAAUUUUACAAAAUACUACAAGUCUUGCCAAUGCAGGAGUAUGAUGGUAUAUACCUGUGUGUACAAAAAAUUUGAAUACUGGAAUAAAUUUUAAGUAGUUAGGAGAAAGAAAAGUGGUUUGGCAAAACUAGUAAAAAUUUCAUUUCUGUUCAAUUUAUGAUUUUGUUCAAAACCUUUGACUACUCUUCUCAACAAUAAAUUUUUACUGUUG